AUGUCUUCCGAAGUAGCGACGUCAAUGGAGUCAACGCCACCCACAUCGCCAGAGACUCGAGAUGGCGGAGCAUCGGCAGCCAUGGAGAAGGAGGAGGCGCGUAUGGCAGACGCGCGACGAAAGCAGGAUGAGAAGCGCGAACGAAAGCUGGCAGCUGAACGAGAAAAGGACAUUAAGGGCGGCGCAGAAGUUGUCGAUCAGAAGUACAAGGCACUCGAGUACCUGCUCAGCCAAAGCAAGCUGUACUCUGCGAUCAUGUUACAGCAGAUGACUUCGCAAGAGGAAGCGGAGGAAGCUAAUGACGAGGCAAGCAAGAAGCGAGCCCAGAAGAAGGAAGAGAAGGCAGAGCAGAUGCCACAAGCUGGACAGAAGAGAGCCACGAGAGGUGCAGCAGCAGCUGAAGCGAAUGCGCAGGACGCUGAGCAGAGUGCAGGCACAAAGAAAGAGCUGCCCAAGAGGGGGCGACCUGCGAAGAAUACCAAAGGCGGCAAGAUUGCCGACUAUAUGAAGAAAGAAGAUGUCCAAGCCAAGGCUGGCCAGACGUCGAUAUCUGAAGCACUGGCAGAGGAGACGAAAGAUACCGAUGUCAAGCCAAGUGAGAUUGGCUUCCAAGAGCUGCGCUCUGCAAAGCAGCCUGAGCUGGUGACUGGUGGACUGAUGAGGAACUAUCAGCUGGAGGGACUAGACUGGCUUACUUCGUUGUAUGAGAAUGGUCUCAAUGGCAUCCUGGCAGAUGAAAUGGGUCUUGGCAAAACGAUUCAGACAAUCUCAUUUCUGGCAUUCUUGCGAGGCAAAGGCGUGCAUGGCCCGUUCCUGAUUGCUGCCCCGUUGAGUACCACCAGCAAUUGGGUUGCGGAAUUCAAGAAGUGGACCCCGGACAUCCCAGUAGUGCUGUACCACGGCAGCAAGCAAGAACGAGAGGAGUUGCGAAAGACGAAGUUGCGUAAUCCCGGCAGCGAGACCUUCCCGGUGAUAUGUACCAGUUACGAGAUCUGUAUGAACGACAGGAAGCAUCUGGCACAUCUCGGAUGGAAGUUCAUCAUCAUUGACGAGGGUCAUCGCAUCAAGAACAUGGACUGCAGGCUCAUUCGCGAGCUCCAGUCAUACCAAUCAGCCAACAGGUUGCUCAUCACUGGAACACCACUGCAGAACAACCUGACUGAGUUGUGGUCAUUACUGCACUUUCUGAUGCCCAGCAUCUUCGACAAACUUGAGUCUUUCGAAGCCUGGUUCGACUUCAGUGCUUUGAAAGAGAAGAAUGGAUAUGAGCAGAUCCUGUCUGAGGACCGUAAGAAGAACCUUGUUGCAAGUCUACAUGCAAUCCUAAAGCCAUUCUUGCUACGACGUGUCAAGGCAGAUGUCGAGACAUCGCUACCGAAGAAGCGAGAGUAUGUGCUUUAUGCACCCUUGACACAAACCCAGAGAGAGCUAUACCAGGAGAUCUUGGAUGGCAACAGUCGGGCGUACCUCGAGAACAAAGUCGUCGAAAGUCUGAGUCGGGCAACGACGCCUGGCAGCGUGCGAAGUACGAGCAGUCUCAAGCGCAAAGCAGCAAAUGGUGCCGCAACACCCAACAAGAGCGCCAAGACUAGCCGUGCCUCUACGCCUGCAACGACAGGUAGCGCUAGUGGUCGCGGCAGAAAGGCAAAGAGGAACAAGGGCUACGAGGAGGUAUCUGAUGCUGAGUACUUCAAGCAGCUUGAGGAAGACGAUGGCGGCUCAUCUCCAGUGGAGGAACUCGACGAGACAGAAGAAGAAGACCGCGAGCGUGCAAAGACACUCUCCCUCGCCAAACGUGAGAUUGCACAAAAGAAACUCCAGAAUCCAAUCAUGCAACUCCGCCAAUGCUGCAACUCACCUCACAACUUCUACUACCCCUUCGACCUAGACGACAACACCCCAGUGGACGAAACCCUCGUAACAGAAUCCGGCAAAAUGCUCCUCCUCGACCGCCUCCUUCCCUCCCUCCUGGAAGGCGGCCACAAAGUCCUCAUCUUCUCCCAAUUCAAGACCCAACUCGACCUCCUCGAAACCUACUGCACCGAGCUCCGCGACUGGCCUGUAUCACGCAUCGACGGCUCAGUGGCACAGACCGACCGCCAACAACAAAUCCUCGAAUUCAACGAGCAAGAAAGCGAUGUGAACAUCUUCCUCCUCUCAACGCGAGCCGGUGGCCAAGGGAUCAAUCUCGCUGCAGCUGAUACUGUCCUAUUGUUCGAUAGCGACUGGAAUCCCCAACAGGAUCUCCAGGCUCAAGAUCGCGCGCAUAGGAUCGGUCAAACACGACCCGUUAUCGUAUAUCGCUUCGCCACGAAGGGCACUGUCGAGCAAAUGCUACUGGAGAAAGCGGAUAGCAAGCGUCGACUAGAAAAGCUCGUGAUCCAGAAGGGAAGGUUCAAGAACGGGAAGGGUGAUGCCGGCGGUGCGGAUUUUGCAGAGUUGCAGAGACUCCUUUCCAAGGACGACGGUGAGAGGAUCGAUAUUGCGGAGGGGAAGGGGUUGUUGAGUGAUGAAGAUCUUGCGAUUUUGACGGACAGGUCUCCAGAGGCGUUUGAGAGGGCGGAGAAGGGGUUGGAUGUGGUUGGUGCGGCGUUUAAGGCUGUGCAGACGAAUAAGGAUGGGAAUGGGUUGUUGGAGAGUUUGCAGAAGUAG
Molecule: messenger RNA, 2652 nt
Organism: Fulvia fulva
Lineage: Eukaryota; Fungi; Ascomycota; Dothideomycetes; Mycosphaerellales; Mycosphaerellaceae
Product: Lymphoid-specific helicase
Exons: 1
Coding region: 1-2652 (883 amino acids)
Biological process (GO): pericentric heterochromatin formation; DNA methylation-dependent constitutive heterochromatin formation; lymphocyte proliferation
Cellular component (GO): pericentric heterochromatin; nucleus
Molecular function (GO): ATP binding; ATP-dependent chromatin remodeler activity; chromatin binding
Source: RefSeq, a predicted model, not a curated record